UGGAGGUUGGAGGCUGAAGCUUCCCUGCCCUGCAAAGAAUCUGCUGGCAUUUUUGUGCAGUAUGAGCGGGAUGCAGUUCUAUGCAGCAGACCAGCCCUCCUUGACAAAGAAUGCCUUCCAAGCCUGCGAGAUGGAUGUACAGGUAGCAGUUACCAAGAAUGACCCUGUGAGGAGCUUCCGGAAAGCUGUGGUGAUCGUCAUUGCGAUUGAGAAGAUGAGGAAUUCUCCCACGUUGUUCACUGAUGAGGAUCUGAUGGACGUUCUAAGCACAGUCUUAGAACCAGUCAGAUUUGACCACUAUGGAUGCACAGAAGCCACUAAUUCCAUCUAUCAGUUCUCAAACCACAUUGUCUGCAACAUCCAAGAUGCUGAUCAGAAGUCUCUCAUCUUGCAAGAGCCUCCACAGCUGGUGGCCAUGCAUCUUCAGGGCCCCAACAUCAAUUGUGCAGUGAAGUUAAAAAUGUCUGUGUAUCGUCCAAAAGUCGAGGCUGGAACUCAAAAGAUCCCUGUUGCAUUGAACAUCAAGGGCAAGAAACUCUAUCUAUCUUGCGUACUGAAAGGGGGGCAGCCAGUGCUCCAGCUGGAGGAGGCCGACAUCCAGGGGGACCUCGACAAAUCUCAGCUGGGCCGGUUCCUCUUCUACAGAAUUGACACUGAAAAGCACACAAGGUUUGAAUCAGCCGCUUUCCCGAAAUGGUUUAUCUGUACCUCCACGCAGCCUGAGGAGGCAGUUGCCCUGACUCACCAGCCCGGGGGCCCUCUGGUCAUUGUGGAUUACACCCUCUCCAGCUAGUGACCAGAGCCUGCUGGGCUCCGGUUCCAGCCUGCACAGGCAUUUCCGUCUCUUUGCUAUGUAAAGAAGCAGAAGUUUGCAGCCCAAAGGAAAGAGUGGUCAGAGGAUGAUCCAGCCUAAGCUUUAUCGUUGGGGAGGAGGAAGGAGUCUCGGAGUC
Messenger RNA from Python bivittatus (Burmese python), 950 nucleotides. RefSeq names its product interleukin 1 beta (gene IL1B). NCBI's taxonomy places the organism in Eukaryota, Metazoa, Chordata, Lepidosauria, Squamata, Pythonidae. Gene Ontology annotation, biological process: positive regulation of gene expression; inflammatory response; cytokine-mediated signaling pathway. Gene Ontology annotation, molecular function: interleukin-1 receptor binding; cytokine activity. The record is from RefSeq and is a predicted model, not a curated record.